Molecule: messenger RNA, 1272 nt
Organism: Nerophis lumbriciformis (worm pipefish)
Lineage: Eukaryota; Metazoa; Chordata; Actinopteri; Syngnathiformes; Syngnathidae
Source: RefSeq, a predicted model, not a curated record
UCGGCAGCCAUGGAGUUGAGAGUGGGAAACAAGUACCGCCUUGGGAGGAAGAUAGGGAGCGGAUCCUUUGGAGAUAUUUAUCUCGGUUCCAACCUGGCCACGGGGGAGGAAGUGGCCAUCAAGCUAGAAUGCGUCAAGACCAAACACCCGCAGCUCCAUAUUGAGAGUAAAUUCUACAAGAUGAUGCAAGGAGGAGUGGGUAUUCCGUCCAUUAAGUGGUGCGGAGCUGAGGGGGACUACAAUGUGAUGGUGAUGGAGCUGCUGGGGCCCAGUUUGGAGGACCUGUUCAACUUCUGCUCCAGGAAGUUUAGCCUGAAAACUGUCCUGUUGCUGGCUGAUCAAAUGAUCAGCAGGAUCGAAUACAUCCACCUGAAGAACUUCAUUCACAGAGACGUGAAACCCGACAACUUCCUGAUGGGACUCGGCAAAAAGGGCAACCUCGUCUAUAUCAUAGACUUUGGCCUGGCCAAGAAAUACCGCGACGCCCGAACGCACCAGCACAUCCCUUACCGAGAGAACAAAAAUCUCACUGGCACCGCCCGUUACGCCUCCAUCAACACCCACCUGGGAAUCGAACAAUCGAGGCGAGACGACCUGGAGUCUCUGGGCUACGUCCUCAUGUACUUCAACCUGGGCUCGCUGCCGUGGCAGGGCCUCAAAGCCGCCACAAAGAGGCAAAAGUACGAACGCAUUAGCGAGAAGAAAAUGUCGACUCCCAUUGAGGUGCUUUGCAAGGGCUACCCCUCUGUGUUCUCCACCUACCUGAAUCUGUGUCGCUCCCUGCGUUUCGACGACAAGCCGGACUAUUCGUAUCUGAGGCAACUCUUCAGGAACCUUUUCCAUAGACAGGGCUUCUCUUACGACUACGUCUUUGACUGGAGCAUGCUCAAAUUUGGGGCCAGCAGGACGGCGGAAGAUGGAGACAAAGAACGGAAGGAGGAUAAGGAUGAAGAAGAGCGAGCGGGAGAAGGUCAAAGAGUCGCCGGGGGUCGGGCUUUGCCGUCCGGACCCAAACCGUCGGCGGCGAAUCGGGUCAAGAACGAAGCGGACGUCAUUCCGUCGAAAGUGAUCACGCGCGGCGUCCAGCCGUCAGGGAACCGCUCCCCUCAGGCGGGUCGAGCAGAACGGGUGGAACGAGAGCGCAAAGUGGCCAUGAGGCUUCACCGGGGCGCCCCCGCCAACUUGUCCUCCGGCGAUCUUUCCACACGCAUCGACCAAUCGCGCAUCACGACGUCGCAGGUCAGUGUGCCAUUUGAACAUUUAGCAAAGUGA